AUGUCUCGAUCCUAUACAGUCUAUAGCCUCAGUGAGGAUGAAUAUGAAGAAAAUGAAGAAUUGGAAACCAAGGAUGAAAACUCCUUCCUCAUGAAUGAUGAGGGGUAUGAAUAUUCAGUGGAAAGCGGAGAAACUGAAGAUGAUGAAGAAGGGACCUAUGAAGAUGAAGAGGAAUACGAUACUACUUCAGCUAAAACGGAACCUCUACCCAUUGAGACUCCAGCGAAGGAGAACUUUGAAGGUUCUAGUACUCAGCACAUCAAGAUGACUCGUGGAGAUUUGAUUGCUCAGCUUGAAAGACUCGGGUACACGAAUGUUCCUGAAGACGUAGUGCAAGAUUUCAUCGCCGAAUUGAAAAAUCAAAACAUUGAGGUUCUUCAUGAAGAAAACAACACCUCCCGAACUAAUUCUUCUUCAAUAUUUUCUCGCGACGAUGAAGACCAGGUUAAUGUCGAAGACCAAGAGUAUCAUGACGACGAGGAGUAUGAGGAGGGCAACCAUGACGAGGAAGAGGAGGAAAGCUUGCAAGAGGAGCAAGAUGAAGACGCCUUCAUUCCAGUUUUUAACCCACCUGUUUUGAACGAUCAUGUUAUUUCUGAAACGCCUUCCAAAAAACAGCCCUAUCAGAAAUAUGAAUCUCCUCAACUUCACAGUCCAAGCUCAAAAACACAUAACAACUCCAAAAUGCAAACCGAUUCACCAGCCAGAAACGUAUCCAUGCAACGGGAUAGUCCAAGUGUAACAGAAGACGAAGGUUAUGAUACCACUACGUACUACAACAAUCACUACUCAUCACUCAAAGACUUUCAAAAAAUCAAAUCUCAACACCGAGAUGCUAGGAAUUUGGUUACUCCAAAAAUUGAGACUGUUAAAUCUCCAAUACGGCAAAGUCAACAUGUGGAUGAUUAUCACAGUCCUCCCAGCAGAAUUUCUAGAGAAAAUGAUUCACCAUCCUCAAAAAUCAAAUUCAAGCCAUUGGAAUCGGCAAACUACACUCCUCCCAGUCUUCCAAUGAGUCGACCAAAAACAGCCCCUCCUGUAAAAACACCACCAACAGAACCUCAAUUAAGAACUCCCACUAAGGAUACAUCAAAAUCAUCUCCAAACGGUAAUCGGUCGAGCAUGGUACGAUCAUCUGUAACGUCCGUUUCAACGUCUCAAUCAAUUUCUAGACCCCUUCCAUUCAAAACCAAUGUUAAGAAGCCAGUCUCCUACCGAAAGAAGGUGAACGAUCCAGUAUCGAGAUGGAGAGAAUUAAAUUCGGUAUGGAAGAAUGACACCUUCCUUAAAAAUCAGCAAAAUCAACAAAAGAAUCAUAGAUGGCGUGUCAGACAAGAAAUGCUCGAAAUUCAAGGUGAUAAGUACUUGAAUCCCAAGGAAUGCCGAUAA
Naegleria lovaniensis is the source of this 1389-nucleotide messenger RNA. RefSeq lists its product as uncharacterized. NCBI's taxonomy places the organism in Eukaryota, Heterolobosea, Eutetramitea, Acrasida, Naegleriidae. Bases 1 to 1389 code for a protein of 462 amino acids. The record is from RefSeq and is a predicted model, not a curated record. The transcript has a single exon.